AUGCCAGGCACAGGGAAAAACUCUUUACACACAAGAUUACCUUUGCUUUCAUUCAAUCCCCGCAACAGCAUGUGUGGUAGCAACGUCCUGCCUGGCAUCCUGCGUGUGUCCAGCAACUCCCUGCACCCGGGCACCACUCCCGCAGCUGGGUUUGGCAUCCUCACAGCCUCUGCAGCACGUGCCUUCAGAGGGAAGAGACCCAGGGACUCGGGAGACUCAAGGCAUCUCCAGAGUCACAGCCUGAAGACAGAACCCCAUGCUCUCCUGGACAUAAAAGCCAUGCGGUCCCUGGUAGACACGAUCCCCUCCAAGCAUUUUCCAAAGCCCCAAGGGGCUGCUUACAAGACUCUCUGCCCAUCACCCCCAACCUGGCUGAGCUGGGACCACAUCAGCACCUGGCCUGACUCUUCUACCAGGAUGCCCUCCAAGACCAACACUGAUGCCUGA
Messenger RNA from Nomascus leucogenys (northern white-cheeked gibbon), 447 nucleotides. RefSeq lists its product as uncharacterized. NCBI's taxonomy places the organism in Eukaryota, Metazoa, Chordata, Mammalia, Primates, Hylobatidae. The transcript is spliced from 3 exons. Bases 1 to 447 code for a protein of 148 amino acids. The record is from RefSeq and is a predicted model, not a curated record.